AUGCCUUCUACUCGAAGUCUCAAUUUUAAGAUACGUCUCCUUGGAUUUCACUCUGAAAGCGAACUUGAGGAUGAUAAAAGUGAUGAAGAAUCUCAGAUGAAGCCGAAAGAACUUGAAGGCGUAAUCAAAAGUGACAUCGACUAUGUAGAGGAGCUUUGCAGUGAUGAUGGAUUGGAUUUCGGGUUUGAAGGACCACUACUAAGGUUUCCUGCUCAAAUUAAUGAUAUUACUGUUCUGAAGCAAACUUUGGAAGCAUUAUUUCUUUAA
This is a messenger RNA of Scutellospora calospora, 267 nucleotides long. Lineage: Eukaryota; Fungi; Glomeromycota; Glomeromycetes; Diversisporales; Gigasporaceae. The record is from the annotation of a GenBank genome assembly.